Daphnia magna is the source of this 571-nucleotide messenger RNA. RefSeq lists its product as uncharacterized. The transcript has 2 exons. The coding region runs from base 81 to 506 and encodes 141 amino acids. The record is from RefSeq and is a predicted model, not a curated record. NCBI's taxonomy places the organism in Eukaryota, Metazoa, Arthropoda, Branchiopoda, Diplostraca, Daphniidae.
AUUGAAGGUUAAAAGUUUGCGAAGAAGUUAACUGGAAGACACACCCAAUAUAAUAGUCAUAGUAUAAAAGAGUGUGCGGGAUGAUCCGAAAUUCGAACAGACCCCUUCCGUUUCACCUUCCAGCUCUUCAACUCUCCAACUUCAACAUGCAAAUGAUCGCCGUCCUCUUGGUUUGCUUGGCCGCUGCCAACGCUUACGUCAUGCCAGCCUCUUAUUUGGUCCGCACUCCGGCCCAUGACAGCGCCAUCAUCAAGUCUGACCGCCUUGGAGGCAACUUUGCUUAUUCCACAGUUGAAGGGCACGCCUAUGCCGCCGUCACUCCCGUUGUCCAACGCGUCCUUACCCCGGUGGGCUACUCUCAUCACGCCAUCUCUUCUCCUUCAUUCGCCUACCCUUACGCCGUCCAUCAGUUCGUCGCUCCCGUUGAAACUGCCAAGACCGUCGAAACGGCUAAAACUCUUCCUCUGACCUACCCGUACGCUGGAUAUCCUCUUGUUGUUGCCUAAAUAAGACAUACCGUGAUGUACCGUGAUUUCUGUUGAUUCGCACUCCAAUAUAAACGUUUAUGAUA